UGUAGCUGUGCUAACUAGUUAGCAUACUGGCUGCAGCAAUACCUGUGUGCGGAAAAAAAAAAUGUCUGAAUAAAAUGAAAUCCAAACGCUAACAACACAGGGGUGUUUUUUAUUAAACAUUACCAGCAGAGUCAAAAUUAGAUAGCAAAACGAGAACUAGAUUGCUAAGUCAUAAAGGCAGGGGCUUCUAGCAUAAGCCAACGUUAGCAACUGCUAUCAUUAGCUUAGCAUUUAGCAAAGGCCUCAGUUAGAACUCACUGACAUUUAAGUUACGGUUAUCUGCAAUUCUACAUGGAAAAAUAACAAACAAGUACUGCCACUUUAAUCUUUGACAACAUUGCGGUUACGGGACUCACAGCGAGUUCUUGUUUCCUCUUCACCAGCUCGGCGAGCUCCCGGCGGGUGUCCGGGAUCUGUGGUGGAGUCGCUUUCGCAUGCAUCGCCAUGAUGGAUCGAGCUAUCUGGAAACAAAACAGAGGCGGGCCGGUAUAAAGCGCCUGUUUGUCGGCCAUGUUACCGACAGGUGGGGCUGAAGGACCGCGUCAGGGCCAUCCACUGUGUUUACAUCGCCAUGGAAACACGAUAAGAUUUGCUGACUUUCUGCGUCUUCACUGAACCAUGGGCAAAAUGGACCGAAGAUUUGAUGAACCAGAAACGGUACCGGCUUACAUCGUUUCAUCUCAAUUCGCAACAACAUACCAAAGAGUGGUGAAAGCAAAUCAAGAAUUUAAAGGAUUUUCAUCUCAAGCUAGGAGAUUCCCCUCAAACAAAUGUCUGAAUGAAAGUCCAGGACCAGGCAGUUAUGUAUCUAUUUCCAGUGCGGAAGCCCAAAGUCCCUCCUUCUCCAAAAAAGGCACCACAGGCUUUGUUGGAUACAAGACUACCAGGGGUCCUGGUAAUCCACAGAGAUGCACCCCAGGACCGAAUGCCUACACCCUGCCAAGCUCCUUGGUAAACAAGAACAAGUUCAACGUAGGAGUCUCCAGGGUGUUCAGGCUGCCCGUGGCUGUGCAGAAGGAUGGUCCGAAGCACCCAACUCCAGCCCCGAAUCAAUAUGAUGUCCGUUGUAGCAGCAGAGGGGGCUUCUCCUCAGGGUUUGGCACAUCAACUUUCCUGUCAAAAACUAAACGGGACUCUAUUUACCUAAACAAUGAUUUGCCAUCACCAUGCCACUAUGAAGUACGCAGCAAUAUAAUCCAGCAAAGCUCCAAAGCAGUCGUGUCCCCUUUCAAAUCAAAAACUCAGAGAAUCCCUCCUCCGGUUGACAACCAUGUACCAGGCCCAGGAGCCUACAGCCCCCAUCAGCCCCCUGCACCGGUGAGGAAGACCAUUCUGCCGAGAGGAUUUUAUUUGGCAAUAUCAGCACCUCCUCUGAUUGUCCCUAAGGACCCUCCCUUUCCAGGCCCAGGGCAUUAUGACAUAAGGGAUAAAAACUGCCUGUAUCCCAAGCCAACUGCAGCGUUUGCAUCCAGAACUGAAAGGAUACCCCAAGACUCACUGGGCGGCAUGACGCCAGGACCAGGUUUCUACGAUCCACAGAUUUUGCCAAAGCAGUCCUUCUUUUUUAACGACUCCAGAGUCUGGCUUCCUGUAUGAAACGUUCAAGGUCAUCUAUACUGCAGAUAUGUACAUUUCUCAGACACAUGAACUGUGAUUAUCUGUUUCAAAAUGCUUCUAUGCAAGGUAUGUGUUUCUAAGUAUUUGUCGAGAAGAAACAAUGAAAAUUAAAUGUUUGCAACCA
Molecule: messenger RNA, 1741 nt
Organism: Gymnodraco acuticeps
Lineage: Eukaryota; Metazoa; Chordata; Actinopteri; Perciformes; Bathydraconidae
Gene: stpg1
Product: sperm-tail PG-rich repeat containing 1
Exons: 8
Coding region: 619-1596 (325 amino acids)
Biological process (GO): epigenetic programing of male pronucleus
Cellular component (GO): male pronucleus; female pronucleus; germinal vesicle
Molecular function (GO): chromatin binding; histone binding
Source: RefSeq, a predicted model, not a curated record